GCGCGGCCUGGCGUGAAGCCUUGCAGAUCCUGGAUGGCUUGCUGGAUAAGGCAGAGGUGUCGCCAAAGAGCGCGCCGAGCCUGUUGGUAGCUUGUUCAGCUACACUGGGUGCUUGCGUGCAUGGUGGGCGCUGGGAGCAUGCUUUGAACCUCUUGGAUUUCGCACAGCACCUUGCUCUCCAAAGACGAGAGGCCAGUCAGCCAUUCUUGGUGGCCUUGCACGGCGCAGUGAGCGUUGUUGCUGAAGCGCUGCUGUGGGAGCAGGCACUCCAGCUCCUGCCAAAGAUGCAGGAGGAAGCAGCCCGACAUCCUGGGGUCCCAUUGACCUCUUUCCGCGCAAGCAACGCCACGGUGGCGGCCUGCAGCCGUAUUUCCGCCUGGCGAAAGGCCUUGGAGCUGCUUUUCACACCUUCAGGCCGCCUGGCUCCUGAGGACUUAGCCUCGAUCAACGCUUCCCAAAGCAUUGGUUGUCGGAGAGCCUGA
Messenger RNA from Symbiodinium pilosum, 482 nucleotides. Lineage: Eukaryota; Dinophyceae; Suessiales; Symbiodiniaceae. The record is from the annotation of a GenBank genome assembly.